UUCAACGACCAACAAGGCUACUUAUUCAACCAUUUCGGUAGCUUGUUAGUCAACAUGAAAGCGGAACAUUUAAGCUCUUUUGACCAUUCUUGUAAAUAUUAAUCAGUGUUUUAAAGACAAUUAUGUGUACGUAUUAACGUAAAAGUCAUUUGCUUGUAAAAUUGACCAAUUUGUCAAAAAAGGUAUACUAGCACCAGGCUAGUUCCAAAUGCUAACUAGCUAGCUAGCUAACAUCCCCGACCAUGAGUUCACUAAGUUACUCCCCCCCUGCUAAAGAACAGGUCUGCUGGAUGGAGAAAGAAGCUCUGGGUCUGAACAUUGUCGUAAAAGAAGAGGAUAUUACAGUGAAAGAAGAGGAAGAAGCUUUCAGAGUGAAAAGGGAAGAAGAAGAGGCUAUCACAUUGAAAGAAGAAAAUUAUGUUACAGUGAAAGAUGAGAAAGAACCUUUUGGAGAGGAAGAGGGGAUAGAGGCUGUCACAGUGAAAGAGGAAGAGGGGAUAGAGGCUGUCACAGUGAAAGAGGAAGAGGGGAUAGAGGCUGUCACAGUGAAAGAGGAAGAGGGGAUAGAGGCUGUCACAGAAAAAGAGGAAGAGGGGAUAGAGGCUGUCAGAGAAAAAGAGAAAGAGGGGAUAGAGGCUGUCACAGUGAAAGAGGAAGAGGGGAUAGAGGCUGUCACAGUGAAAGAGGAAGAAGGGUUAGAGGCUGUCACGGUGAACGAGGAAGAGGGGAUAGAGGCUGUCACAGUGAAAACAGAAGAGGGGAUAGAGGCUGUCACAGUGAAAACAGAAGAGGGGAUAGAGGCUGUCACAGUAAAAAAGGAAGAGGGGAUAGAGGCUGACACAAUGGAAGAGGAGGUGGUAGACUCUUUCAGAAUUAAAAAAGAGGAAGAGGAGGCUAUCACAUUGAAAGAAGAAGAGGAUGUUACAGUGAAAGAAGAGAAAGAACCUUUUGGAGUAAAAGAGGAAGAGGAGGCUAUCACAUUAAAUGAAAAGGAGGAUGGUAUAAUGGAAGAAGAGGAGGCUGUCUCACAAGAGGAAGACGUUUUGGGAGUAAAAGAAGACGGGGAUGAGGAGGAGGACGAGCCUGAAGAUCCGAUUACCACCAGAGAGAGACCAGCCUCUUACUCUGACAGCGGGAGUACUUCAGGGGAACCAGACCCAGAGAUGCCCAGUGAAACCACACCACUGCUCCCAAUGUGGAAAUAGAUUUUUCUCAUCGGGUGACCUGAAAAAGCAUAAGAGAACACACUCUGUAGAGAGGCCUUUCCAAUGCUCUCAGUGUGGAAAGAGAUUUAU
This is a messenger RNA of Salvelinus fontinalis (brook trout), 1295 nucleotides long. RefSeq names its product neurofilament medium polypeptide-like. The record is from RefSeq and is a predicted model, not a curated record. The transcript has 2 exons. NCBI's taxonomy places the organism in Eukaryota, Metazoa, Chordata, Actinopteri, Salmoniformes, Salmonidae. Bases 243 to 1205 code for a protein of 320 amino acids.